UAGCAGAGAGCAGGACAGGGGGACAGAUGCAAGACUCUGAGCAUCUGAGUCAGAUGAAAUGGUUGAUAGGAAGUAAUAAGGCUCAGACUAGUGACUGUUAAAAGGCUUGCUGCACCAAUGAGGAGGGGGUGAAGAGGAACGAGUGGAAAAAGCCUCAACAUGUGUUUCUGUCACGUUCUGGACCUGUUAGACCAGGCCUGGUGACGGAGACGUCGAGCCAGACAGGACUGUUCGUCUUGUAAGUCACGACUCCUGUGGCGGAGGGAAGAUGCGUCGUGUAUAUGGACGUUCCAGCGACCUGCGAGUGAAAAAAGCGGCGGCUUGGGAAUUAUCAUAAGAGUCCUCUAGAGACAACUCUCAUCAAGGCAUAUAUGUCGAGUCUUGAAGUUUUUAAAAGUGCUCAGAGAACCAACUGAGGAGAAGGAGACUUGAAGGUGAAGAUUCCUGUUGGAUUUGUUGGCAUUGAUAGAACUGAAAUAUACAUCAGCCAUCUUGUUGGGCCUUUGCUAUCGUGGGACGAUCUGAAGAUACUAAAUUGCCUCAUCUUUCUGAGUCAGCAUAUUAUUUUUCUUCUUCCUAACCUUGGUUAUAUUCUUGCCUGUUUGUCUUGAGCUUCUUGUUUUGUUUUUUCGAGACAUUAUGAAAGAAACGUUCAGCAAUCUAGGAGAGUGUUGAAAGCUCCCAGGAACCCUCGUUGAGCCUUCCGGUUACGUUGGGGAAUGAGGUAACAGAGAUGGUGGUCACUCAGUUAGAGCUGGAGCUCUGUUAUCAGGGGACGAAGCUCAGAGGUUUCACCUGCAAGCUCACCCGUUCGGCUCAUGGCUUUCUGCCGGAGAGCUCGUACAUCAUCGCUGCGCAGGUCUUCCUGCCGUAUCUGCUGGGCGGACUGGGGAUGGUGGCGGCUGGUAUCGUCAUGGACAUUAUCCAACAUUGGGAUGUGUUUAAGGUGAUCACAGAGGUGUUCAUCCUGGUACCUGCUCUGGUCGGACUCAAGGGAAACCUGGAGAUGACUCUAGCAUCUCGUCUCUCUACUGCUGCUAACACUGGACAGAUGGAUGACCCCAAACAGCAGUGGGUGAUGGUGACCUGUAAUCUUGCUCUUAUUCAGAUUCAGGCCACUGUGGUGGGCUUCCUGGCAGCUCUGGCGGCCGUAGGGCUUGGCGCUCUGUCCAGAGGGGGGGUUGAGCUGGACCAGGCAGCUGUCCUGUGUGCUAGCAGUGUUACCACUGCAUUCAUGGCCGCGCUGUCCUUAGGUCUGGUGAUGAUUGGUGUGGUCAUUGGCUCAAGAAAGGUGGGCAUCAACCCUGAUAAUGUGGCCACCCCGAUAGCAGCCAGUCUGGGAGAUCUCAUCACUCUUUCUCUAUUGGCUGGAGUCAGCACCACAUUGUUCCAGUACAGAGAUGUGUGGUAUUUGUCCCCGUUGGUCUGUGUCUUCUUCCUGCUGCUCAUUCCUCUCUGGGUGCUCAUCGCUAGACGGAGUCCUCAGAUUAAAGAGGUUCUGAAGUCCGGCUGGCAGCCUGUUAUAGUAGCCAUGUCCAUCAGCAGUUUCGGAGGCCUUAUUCUUGAUAAGACUGUGAGCGAUCCUAACUUUGAGGGCAUGGCGGUCUUCACACCAGUCAUAAACGGGGUUGGGGGGAAUCUGGUGGCCAUCCAGGCCAGUCGGAUCUCCACCUACCUUCAUUUCUUGAGCGUACCUGGAGUCCUGCCCUAUAAGAUGAGACAGCACUGGCCCAACCCCUGUGUCACAUUCUUCUCCUCAGGAGUGAACUCAAAGUCAGCGCGGGUGCUGUUCCUCCUGGUGGUUCCAGGUCAUCUCUUGUUUCUUUUCGCCAUCAAUAUGCUUCAAGGAGGUCACACUGCCAUCACACCAGCAUUCACCUGCUGCUACCUGAGUGCUGCUCUGCUUCAGGUCGGGAUCCUCAUUUAUACGGCAGACUUGAUUGUGCGUUUGAUGUGGAGGAAAGGUCUGGACCCCGAUAACUUCUCCAUCCCAUACCUCACAGCUCUUGGAGACCUGUUGGGCACGGGUUUCCUGGCCCUGUGUUUCCGUCUGGUCAUGUUAGUGGAGGGAAACGGCUUAUAAAAUGUUAGACCUCCUGCUUCUCCAGUUACAGCUCUCUGUUCACGGGACCUUUGCCACCCAGGCUGGCUGCAGUGGCUUCAAACUUUUCUGUGCGAAGCUAAAGACAGAAUUUGAACCAUUUUGCAGGGUAGGUUGACUGGAAAUAUGAAGUACACUUUUGAUCAUUGGCAGGUAUGGACUACUGCCUAAUGGUCUGUAACAUGAUUAUAUUCUAGGUGUGUUGUCCUGUCGCUUCAAUGAUGCUGCUCUCUCAUACACACUAGUCACCUGAUUACUGUAUAUCAAGGUCUAACUUUAGGAGCGUGUCACAAACCUUUAUGUGCCAUGUAUAAAUUGAAUUUGAAGUUUACAAAAUAUCAAACCCUGAAGGACUCUAGGAGGUUUCUUUUGUCUGGAGAAUAUUGUUUCAGGAUUGAUUUGAAAGAUAAUAGUAAAGUAUCAAAACUUUUGAAGGUCAUUCCUUUGCUGUUUUAGUAACUAUAUACAAGAUCAUAAUUGCUGCUAGAUAUUUAUACUGGAUACAAUAACUCAUAUACCCUACAGAGAGCCCAAUGUACCUCUUUUUGCACCUAAAAUAAUUAUUUCUCUCAAAAUACCACACUUUGGGAAAAGGCAAAAUAACUAUCUUAUGUAAUGAAUGUAAUUGGUUGUUCACUUGAAUAAAUUGAUGAAAAGGA
This is a messenger RNA of Pimephales promelas (fathead minnow), 2760 nucleotides long. RefSeq names its product solute carrier family 41 member 3 (gene slc41a3). The record is from RefSeq and is a predicted model, not a curated record. NCBI's taxonomy places the organism in Eukaryota, Metazoa, Chordata, Actinopteri, Cypriniformes, Leuciscidae. Gene Ontology annotation, molecular function: monoatomic cation transmembrane transporter activity. Gene Ontology annotation, cellular component: plasma membrane. Gene Ontology annotation, biological process: monoatomic cation transport.